Molecule: messenger RNA, 1654 nt
Organism: Dimorphilus gyrociliatus
Lineage: Eukaryota; Metazoa; Annelida; Polychaeta; Dinophilidae
Source: the annotation of a GenBank genome assembly
CGAAAAAAAGGUUCUGAGGAGGAAGAGAUCGUCAAUUAUCAAAAAUUUAAACUGGGAUAGUUCACUCUCAAAAAUCAUCAAAUCCAGUAAUCUAAUCAGCAACAGUCAACUAGAUCAAAUUCAGGUAAUCCGGAAUAGAGAUAAUCCUUAAGAGUGAUCUUCUAGUACGCUUUCUCUAUUCUUCUUCUUCUUCUUCUGCUUCUUUAUGACUACGGGAUAAUUUGUACAAGUCUUUUUUCUUUGUAACGCUUCUCUUGUUAUUGGAUUUACGCGUUAAUUACUUAAUACUUUCUUGUCCUCCAUCUCUCUCUUCUACUCUCAUCAUCCCUUCUAUCUUCUCCCCUCUUACUUUUCCCACUAUUUUAUGCAAAUAAGCGUACUGUACGUAAAAGCAACAGUUUGGUUGAAUGAACUUGAUCUUUUCUUAAUCAACCGAUAGAUGGUAGCACCUACUGUCUGCUGAUUUAUAAUUUUCUCUAAAUGCCAAUUUAACUGAUGUAUUUAACAGAAUGAAUCUACGCCUACAACAAAGAUAAUUAAAUUGCUCGAGUUAUUACAGCAAUCCAACAAGGUCGAAGUGUUUGAAAAUUUUUGUCUUUUAAUUCGUUCAAUUUCACCAACGCUUAGCGACGAAUUGAUGAUAGAAGUUGAAUUUGAGAAAGGCUGCCUGUCCGUUGAGACUUACAUAAAGGAAGAAGCUUACGAAUUGGUUCAGAAUGAACUAGGAAAAAGUAAAAGAUUAACCGAUUCGAAAGAGAAUAUUCUCGAAGAAAUGAAGGAUCUCCUCUGUUUACGAAUGCAAGUAGCCAAAAGCGUAUGGCAAAGGCAAUUAGAAGAAUAUAAACAGCGAUUGAAAGAAAAGAUUCAAUCAAACGAUAAAAUCGAAUCCAAGGUCAAGCAAUUAACAGAUCAGAUAAGAGAUUAUGUAAAAAUAAAUAGAGGUCAGAUAGCCGAAAUGGAUGGAGCUUUUAGCGAAAAUUUGCGCCAUCUCUUGAAUUUUAUGAAAACUGUUAUCAGAGAAAAAGCCAGAUUAGUAAAGGAGAAAACAGAGAUUUUAAACCUUAUUGGAGAAAAGGAGAAAUCAAUUGGUACAAAAAAACUUGAUACUGCUAUUAAAGAACAUCUUCAAACUACGAAUUCUGACUUGAUAGCUAUAUUGGAGCACGUAAAGGAUAAAGAUGAAAAAUUAUAUCAGCUGGAGAAUCUCUUGAUCCGAACCCACGAUGAUAAAAAAUCAAAACUUGUAAACGAUACCGCAACUAUCGAUCGGAUAAAUGCUCAAUUAGAGAUUGAAGAAGAGAAGAGGAUAAAGCUGGAAAACGAAUCAAUUAAACUGGAAGAGGAAGUAGACGAAUUCGAAUGUAAAUUAGGAGAGUUGACUAAAAAAUCUCAAUUAAUAGAAAGAACGAGAAGGAUAGGUUACAUACCAAAGGUCGAUAAAGCUAAAUUAUCGGAAAUAAGCGAAGAGAAGCAUCUUUCAAGAAGUUCAACGUAUAGCGGCUAUUCUUCAUCAACUAAUUCAAUAUCGUCGUCCAACUGUUCAAGACGUCACCGAUUGAAGAUAAGAAAGAGUAAAGAAUUUGGCGAAAUGCUCUUCGAAGAUUAACGGAAGAAGCUUCUCUUAUUUUUUGGUUUUUCGUUCAGUUUUGUCUUG